AUGCCCGUCUUCAAUGAGCGCGGGCUCAUGCCGCCGGCGCCCACUGGAGCCCUGGUGGUGUUGUCCUCCGGCGAGUCCGGCCAGGAGGAGGGGUCGGGCUCGGAGGCGACUCGGGAGGCGGCGGGGGAGACUUCUCCUCCGCACCUGGCAGAUCUCCUCCGCACCCUCCCUAACGACGAUGUCGCCGGAGAGCAUCCGGUGAGGGAGUCGCCGCACCCCACCGGGGUCACCACGAGGUCCAAGGGCACCCCCGAAGAAGCCGCAGGUCGGGGUACUGAAGAAGAGCAGACCAGCGCUGAUCUCCCGAGGCGAUGCCUCCGCUUCGCGCCGGUCGGCCCGACUGCGGGGCCAACGCCAGUGGUGAAGAAGAAGAAGGGGGUGACCGCAACCUUUGAGACUCAGCAGCCUGCUGCGGCCGUGCCACCUCCGACGCGGAAGGAUGGCGAUGGCUCCCGAGCCUCAGCGGCCGGGUCAUCCUCGCGAGGUGCAGAAGCCUGCCCUCAGGAGAAGGCGAUAUCCAUAGCCAAGCCGGCUCUUGAGGCGCCCACCCCCAGCUCACCUGCUGAGGUCACGAAGGCUCAGGAGCCCCCGGUCCCUUCUGCUGCUACUAGCGCGCAGGCCUUGGUGCCGACGCCAUCUCUUCCCCCUUCCAUCGUAUCGCUGGGCCGUGAUCCUCCUGCUCCGUCUGAUGCUCUGGAGGACGCCGACCGUCGGGUGGCGUCAGGGCGACUGGAGUUGGUCUCUGGGUGGCUUCGAUCCGAUGCGUCCGUGAGGGCGGCAUGGAGCCAGGCCGUGGCAGCCUCUGAGGAAGGUAAGCAGGCUGCCGACCUAGCCGCGGCCGCCCGCGAGGCGGCAUUGAAGGAUGCCGAGGCUGCUAAGGAGCGCCGCCGGGUGGCGGAGGCCGAGCUGGAGACCCUGCUCAAUGAGCGCGCCACCGAGGCUCGUCAGCGCGAGGCGUGGGAGGAGAAGCUGAAGGCUCGAGAAGAUGCGGUCGCCAGUCGUGACACCGAGCUAGAGCAGUCGGCGCGGGCGCAGGUCACGGAGCGCGAUUGCCUGGAGAAGCCAAAGAACGAAGUGGAGGGGGAGAAGGCCUUGAUGGAGGCCAAGGCAAACAUCCUUGCCAACCAUCGUGCCGCCUUUGAUUCCCUUGAGAAGAGGUCUCGCAAGGCAUUGCGGGAACUCUACGGAAGGGGGUUGAAGGAGCCGUUGGUGACUGCUGAGGAAGGCCCCACUGAGCUGCUCCCCCAGCUUGUCAAGGCGCUCGAGGGCGUUGCUGCUGGAGUCGGCCCCAUGGUGGAGGGGGAAGCUCGUGCACUCUCUGCUUCAGCCAUGACGCGUGUCUUCAGCCACCUCCAUCUUCGCGACUCCAGCACCGACUUGGGAGCCCUGCUUGAGCCUGUGGACGAGGAGCACUGCGCCACCGCCGCCGAAGCCGUGAAGGACCAAGUGGAGGCCCUGCUGCAGAAGUUCCUCGCCAUCGACCCUGCACCCCCGACUGACGGUGCCGCCGAACCUGCAGCCACAGCUGCUGGCACGGGCGAUGGCGAUGUUGUCGACGACGGGGCACCCCUCGCGGGUGAUGGCAGCGCCUAA
Aegilops tauschii subsp. strangulata is the source of this 1593-nucleotide messenger RNA. The record is from RefSeq and is a predicted model, not a curated record. NCBI's taxonomy places the organism in Eukaryota, Viridiplantae, Streptophyta, Magnoliopsida, Poales, Poaceae.